AAUUCAUCAAAAUAUUUUUAUUAAUUCCUUCCGAUUUUCCGAAUUCCCACCCUGAGUAAUCCGGAAUUACUCCCUUAGUCAGCCCACUGGCCGAGUCAAAACCCUUGAUAAUACUUGCGAGAUUUUCAUUUCAUUUACAAAACUAAUUAAAAACUGAACACUGCCAGCGCAUCGAUUUUCCGGCAUCACGAACAUACCAUGUCGCGGUGGUUGUCUAGUGGCACUAACAAUUCAUCCUCGCUAAUAGCUCGUCAUCUCCGUCGCAAUCUCUCCACUACUGCCGCUCCUCCCCUUUCCUCUCUCUCUAAUCCCCAAGAGAAAGAGAAAGGAACAGGAUGGACACGAUUCUUACUUUUUGUUCCCGGAGCUAUUACUUUCGGCCUCGGCACUUGGCAGAUCUUUAGACGAAAUGACAAGAUAAAUAUGUUGGAGUACAGACAAAGUAAAUUGGGAAGUGAACCUAUAAAAUGCAACGCCAUUACUUGUUCAAAGGAAAAUUUGGAUGCUUUAGAAUUCAGGAGACUGGUAUGUGAAGGAGUUUUUGAUGAGGAAAAGUCUAUCUAUGUGGGACCGCGUUCUAGAAGCAUUUCGGGGGUGACUGAAAAUGGCUACUAUGUCAUUACCCCACUUAUGCCUAUCCCGAACAACCCUAGAAGUGCCCAGGCGCCAAUUCUAGUUAACAGAGGCUGGGUUCCACGCAGUUGGAAAGACAAGUCUUCUAAACAUUCUGUAGAUGAUGGACAACCUAUAGCUAUAGAACCUACUAGUACAGAUAACAGAAGUUCACGGUGGUGGUUCCAGUCGAAUAAGCCUGAUGUUCAGGUUCCUGAUGUCAUCCCAACAGAAGUUGUUGGCGUAGUACGUGGAAGUGAGAAGCCUAGUGUUUUUGUUCCAGCUAAUGAUCCAAGUUCCUGCCAGUGGUUCUAUGUAGACGUACCUGCAAUUUCUAGUGCUUGUGGACUCCCAGAGAAUACUGUAUACAUCGAAGACACAAAUGAUAAUGUUAAUCCAAGUAAUCCAUACCCUCUCCCGAAGGAUCCGAACACACUGAUCCGAAGUUCAGUAAUGCCACAGGACCAUCUCAAUUAUACAAUUACCUGGUAUUCUCUAUCUGCAGCUGUAACGUUUAUGGCCUUUAAGAGACUAUUACCAAAAAAGAGCAGGGUACGGUAGGAGAUUUGUUCACACAGACUCGUAUCCUUUUCCAUUCGGAUAGCAAUUCUAGCGUGACAUUGAAUAACGGAUAUCAAAGCUCCAUUUCCACCAUCUUUCUCUCUAGCCAGACUGGCAAAAUACGUUGCAACUCGAGUGGGCUUCAGUAGCAUACUAACUAUAAUGCAGUCUGCUCACCCGUGGGGAUAUGAUCUACUAUGCAAGUCCAUUUUCUACCAUGGGUGGUGCUAUUUUCUGCUGGCUGCAGCCACUAGAACAAUAUUUGUUCCUAAUUAUAUUUUGUAACUUAUAUAUAAUUUUUGUUAUCAUUUUUAUUGGGGGUUGGGGGGUUUGAAGUUUUGAAGAAUCAUACAUGAUAGAUUUAGGGACAAUGUUGCCCCUUCGUAGUUUCUGGCGUAUUACAGUUCCCAAAUUUGUUCAUCGGAGAAAUAUUAAUUUUUUGAAUUUUUUCGAGUCA
Daucus carota subsp. sativus is the source of this 1630-nucleotide messenger RNA. RefSeq names its product surfeit locus protein 1. Gene Ontology annotation, cellular component: membrane. Lineage: Eukaryota; Viridiplantae; Streptophyta; Magnoliopsida; Apiales; Apiaceae. The coding region runs from base 199 to 1173 and encodes 324 amino acids. The record is from RefSeq and is a predicted model, not a curated record. The transcript is spliced from 6 exons.